Molecule: messenger RNA, 2780 nt
Organism: Branchiostoma belcheri (Belcher's lancelet)
Lineage: Eukaryota; Metazoa; Chordata; Leptocardii; Amphioxiformes; Branchiostomatidae
Exons: 9
Coding region: 1-2091 (696 amino acids)
Biological process (GO): proteolysis; apoptotic process
Cellular component (GO): cytoplasm
Molecular function (GO): protein binding
Source: RefSeq, a predicted model, not a curated record
AUGGACGGAAGAGAACAGGAGAACAUGGAGGAAGACAAGGAGUCCGGGUCAGAGAAAUCCGGGUCUGAAGAGUCGAGUUGGAAGAAAAAGGAGGAAGACGAGAAGGCGCUGUGGAAGGCUGCAGAUGAAGGAGACACGGACAGAGUGAAGCAGCUGUUAGCGGAGGGAGUCAACCCUAAUGCUGCUGAUAUUUGGCAAGAAUCUCCCAUGCACUGGGCAGCCCUGAAUGGUGACCAUGAAGCUGUGUCAGCUUUACUGACAGCUGGUGCAGAUGUGAACGCACGGGACGGUAUUGAAGACACACCCCUCCAUGACGCAGCUACACGGGGCCACCCCAAGUGUGCGGAAAUACUGCUACAGCACGGGGCUGAUACCGGUCUCAGGAACAAGGUUGGUCAAACGGCGGAGGACGUCGCUGCAGAUGAGGACACCAGUAACGCUGAACCGGACGACGAAGAUGAUGAAGAACUAAUCACUCGUGGUAGAAAGGAAAUACUGAAGCUUCUCCAACAACAGGAUAAUGAAGUCUCCACACGUAAGAAAGGCUACGAUCCUGUACUCGUCCGGUUCUAUGAAGAAAGCGGAAUGACCGUGGCGAAAAAGGAUUGUCCGUUGAUAGAAGAAGCAGCUAAGCAGAGCGGGAAAACUGUAGACCAAGUGAAGACCUUCAUCGGCAACUAUCGUAGGUUUAAGAGCGGCAGUAAGCGGAGCCUCCCCACAGACGACAUGGGGGCUGAGAACGUCACGGGACAUCGUGAAGACUUAGAGAUUUCGGCAAAAAAGGGUGGAAAGAGGAAAGCCAAAACGCGGCAUGUUGGCGAGUCCAGCGACAGUGGCGCCCGGGGAAAGCGACCUAAGAUAGAGGCCAUGUCUGUUCUGAUGGUCAACGAUACGUACGGCACGUCCCAUGGAGGUACUUCUACCACGAAUCGUCAGGUGACGCAGUUUCUGAAACUUCAUGGUGCUACAGUUCAUGCUACAGCUUUGCAAGCAUCUGAAGAAGACAAGCGGUGUGCCACAGACGAUGGUGUCAUUUUGCAUUUGCCUGUUCAAAAUCCCAGGGACGAGAGGAAGCCAACUUUGGAAUGGAUAACCUUUGACCACAACAAUCGCUACCCAGACAUACCACAGGAUCUAAAGUGCAUUGUGGGUCAUGUAGAUGUCACAAGUGGAGCCGCAAAGAGCAUACAAGAGAGCCGCUGUCAAAACGCGAAAUUGGUCCUUUUCCACCACGACAUGCCAGAAGAGACGGAAUACUACAAGGGAUCUAAGAAAUCGUUGGCCGCGAGGAAGAAGAUGAAAGACAUCCUCGAAGAUGCAAAGAAUGCAGAUGCCGUGUUCUCCUUGGGAAGAAGAAUUUACGACUACUUCGAGACGAAGUACAUGGCGCUUAAAGACAGCAAACCACGUCAGCACUUCUUAUUUCUCCCAAGACCAUCCCCAGUGUUUGAAGCCAUCUCUGUUAGACCAGGAGCAGGGGAGAAAGUCGUGCUGACUGUCGGGAGAGUGACUGAUGAAGUGGACAAGCUGAAGGGUCAUGACCUUGUAGCACGAGCCUUGGGGGAGGUUGCAGAGAAGAUUAGAAACGUCAGAUUAUGUGCUCGCGGGAUAGAUGAAGAUGACUAUGAAGCAAGCAAGAGAAUCCUGGAGGAGAACCUGCACAGUGGUAAGAUCAAACCCACCCUGCUGCCAUGUGGAACCCAGGAGGAAAUCGCUCAGGACAUGCAGCAGGCUCAUCUGGUCCUGAUGCCGUCCCGUGCCGAGCCUUUUGGACUGAUCGGUCUGGAGGCCAUCGCAGCAGGCAUCCCUGUACUCAUCUCUGACAAGUCAGGCCUAGCAGACAUGAUCAUGGACUUGGUCAAGGAGAGGAAGUUACCUGCAGACAUGAGGCACAAGAUCGUGAAAACCAGCGUGAGGGAGUCCGACCUGGCUGAGGAUGCAAGAAAAUGGGCAGAGAGAAUCGCAGACACCUUGGAAUUCUCUGAGUCAGAAUUCGACAAAGCAGCAGAGUACAAGAAGAAGUUGUUGGAGUCCAAGUACUGGGAAGAGUCUCACCAAAACCUGCUGAGGGUCUGUGGAUUGAAUGACUGACUCUAGACGCGUCCACUCUCCCACGUGUCAGAUUCACUAAUUGCUGAAUUUGAUCAACAGACUUUUAAAUGCAAUCAGUACGGUUCAAAAGCAAAGUAGUGACUGGCAGUGGCAUCAUCUAUUAGCUGCCAUGUACAAUUUCAAAGAUGUACUAAUUUACAAUGGCACUGGCUAUUGCCUCUAUACAGGCCUUAUCUAUCAUGUACGCUGCAAUUAUUUAGGACGACGUAGCUAGGUGGUCGUGGAUUACUUUUGUACAUGUAGUAUGAUAUCAAUAGGAACUUGAAAUAACCAAAAAGGCGUAAUUUUCAAUCUCGUGUAAAUUCAAUUUUGUAUAUAAACCUGUGUCAAAUGGAGAGUCAUUUAAUAUACAUAUAAGCAUGGCAUGCAAGCUAUUAUUAUUAUGAUAGGCAUAUUUACAGUACUUUGAAGGAAAUUUAGAAGAUGGGAAAGAAUCUAUUGUACACGCUUUAAGUGUGGGAACAUCAGUAAGUUUAUACUCUGUUAUAACUUGAAUAUUGUUUAUUACUUACAAGUACUGUUUUGUAUCCUUGAUAUUGUGAUUAAGUUAAGCAUUUGUUAGAUGUAGAUGUAAUAGAGUGCGCAUGUGUUCUUCUGUUUGCCUGCUGGUAUUUUGAAAAUUAAAGGGGUACCUUUAGCUUUACCUGUUGGUGUAAAAUUUGUUUCAG